Molecule: messenger RNA, 911 nt
Organism: Quercus robur (English oak)
Lineage: Eukaryota; Viridiplantae; Streptophyta; Magnoliopsida; Fagales; Fagaceae
Product: magnesium transporter MRS2-3-like
Exons: 4
Coding region: 188-727 (179 amino acids)
Biological process (GO): magnesium ion transport
Molecular function (GO): magnesium ion transmembrane transporter activity
Source: RefSeq, a predicted model, not a curated record
ACAAUCACUUUGGAGCAAGAGGCUUAUCCAACCUUAGAUAAGUUGACCUCAGUGUUAAGUACUCUCAAUUUGGAACGUGUCCGCCAAAUUAAAAGCCGCUUGAUUGAAAUGUCUGGACGUGUUCAAAAGGUUGAGAGGAUUAAAGGUAAAGGAUGAGUUAGAACACUUGCUAGAUGAUGAUGAAGAUAUGGCUCAAAUGUAUCUUACCGAAAAGUUGGUUUAUGGUUCCAAUAUGAAUGAGGGAGAUGAUAUGGAAUCAAAUUUCGAUGAUAGGUUUUCUAUUUUAUCUGAUGAUGAAGGCCAAAACCUUGAGAACCCCCAUGGGAACCAUGCUAGCAGUACUCAAAGUUACAUGAAUAAGAACCUUGAUGUAAAGGAGCUUGAAAUGCUCUUAGAGCCAUAUUUUGUGCAAAUUGAUGGUACACUAAACAAACUAUCAACGCUAAGGGAGUACGUACAUAACACAGAGGACUUCAUCAACAUAAUGUUGGAUGACAAACAGAAUAAACUACUGCAAAUGGGGGUCAUGUUAACAACAGCUACCCUUCUACUAACUGCCUUUAUUAUUGCAGUUGGGUUCUUAAGCAUAAACGUUAGAAUUGCUCUAUUCAAUGAUAUAAUAAAUGGAGAGAAAAAUUGGUUAUGGACUGCUGGGGGUGGCAGUAUUGGGUGCAUAGUCCUAUAUCUCUUUGCUUAUAGCUGGUAUAAAUAUAAGCGAUUGAUAUAAUAAUGGACAUCAAGGGGCCAUUGAUUGUAAAACAUUUAUUAUAUAUUAUGUUGAAAAUACUUUGUAUAGACACAAUUUUGUUUGUUUGCUAUUAUUCUAUACCUCUUAUUGCAUUUUAAUUAUUAUCAUGGACAUGGUUUGUUUAUGACUUAGUCACAAUUUGAGAGACUUUCAAUUGCUAAUU